GAACCAGCGGCACCCCUCUUUGACCAGUGUUCCGUAGAUCAAUGCGGAGGUUCUCAAAGAGAUUUUUCUAGUCAACAACAAUUCUAACCUGGACUAACCCAACAACAACAGCAACAAUUUGUUCCUCAUCGAAGGCUCUUGCUGAAUAACCCAACAACAUCUUUUUUACUAAUUUGAUUUUCUCCGUCACCUACUUCUCCAUCGGUGGUGAAUAUCAACAAACACAAGUAGUCAGGUUUCAAGAGAUAAGAUAGAGGCUUUAUGGGUUUUCUUGCGCUUUGGACUUCAACUUUGUAGCAGCAACUAAAGAAAUUCAUCCCCAAAUCGAGCUUCAACUUAUUUUAUCUUGAAUCAUUGAAUCUUCGAUGCUCAUGUUUUCAAACAAGCUUUUGUGUUGGGCUUGAGUUGUAGAGCUAGAGUUAUUUUCAAUCUGGUGGGCCAAUCCAUAGUUGGUUGCCCUUUUCCGUAUAAAUGAAACUCGAAGGUGUUGUUUCGUAGCAGUAGCCGAAGAACCAAAGCUCGAUUUACAAGUUGAAGAUAGAGGUUCGCUUCUCAGGUUCAGAUCCUCCAUUAACGAUCCAAAGCAAAGUUUGGUGAGGUGGGUUGGGUUCAAUGUAGCAACUAGACCGGAAUCGCCUGCGAAAACCGUACUAGGAGAGUCGUUUCCAUCAAUCUCAGAUCAUUCAAUCUCUCCAGACUGAUCGAUUCCAGUUUGUGCCAAUUAGAGCUUUGUCCUCCAACAUCCUCUCCUCUCUGCUCUAUGAAACCCACUAAGGGUUCUCGAGGAUUCUUGUUAUCUCAAUCUUUUCUAAAUGAAAGGAAAGCAUAGGAAGAAAUUAGAAUAUAGAUAGGCCUCUAUCUCUCUCCUUCACUGCCUUAAACGAAGAAAGGAUUUUAAUGCUUUGUUGCUGAUACAAAACCUAACCUUUUGAUCCUUUCUUUCCUCCCUCCUGUUUUUUUUUUUUUUACAAGGGAGUUCGAAGACGGAAAUGGGGAAGAGGAGAGAGAGAUCGGGAAAGAGACCUGGCCGGAGGUGGAUAGGGUCGAUGUUGGACCGUUGCCGCUGUGCAUACAGUUGAAAGAGAUGAUGAAUAAUGUUUUUCCCGUUCUCUCGAAAAUGAACUUGGGACGAGGUAUGGGUAAUAUUGGGUUUUAAAAGAAUUUUAAACAGGGUUUUAACGGAAUAGUAACGGAUGUUAAUGGUAAAGGUAGAGUUAAUAAAUUGUCGGAAAAAGUAAGGAGAAUUGACUUUUUAAGAAAUUUACCGUGGAGAAUGUAUCAAAAACCGUAACGAGAACUGACCCGUCGGUACCGGAUCUGAAAUCAAAGUCGGCUCGAUCGGUUUGGACCCGACCCAUUGACAGCCGUACCAAAAUGUCACAUAGGGUUUUCUCCAUUCGACCGAAAACUGAAGGGUCUCUUUGAACUUCUGCAGCUCACCGGUUCUCGUUGAACUUCUGCGUUCCCCAUUCGACCGACCGACUGAAAACGAAAGGAGUCUCACCGUCUCUCUUCAUCUUCUUUGUUUUUUGUCAUCAAUUACGCUGCGUAAACACGAGAUAGAGGUCAUGGCGGAAGAAGAGAUGCUUCAUGUGAGUUCAAAAGCAGAGCUGAAACGAAAGGAGAAGCAGAAAAAGAAAGCCAAGUCAGGAGGAUUCGAGUCUCUGGGUCUGAGCCCUAAUGUUUACAGAGGCAUCAAGCGCAAGGGUUACCGAGUCCCUACGCCGAUACAGAGGAAGACGAUGCCUCUCAUACUUUCCGGCGCUGACGUCGUCGCCAUGGCAAGGACCGGGUCCGGAAAGACGGCAGCAUUCCUGGUGCCGAUGCUUGAGCGGUUGAAGCAACAUGUCCCUCAAGGUGGUGUUAGGGCUCUUAUUCUCUCUCCCACUAGAGACUUGGCACUUCAGACAUUGAAGUUCACGAAGGAGCUUGGUCGAUUCACAGAUCUUCGUAUUAGUUUAUUGGUUGGUGGAGAUAGCAUGGAGAGCCAGUUUGAAGAGUUGGCUCAGAAUCCUGAUAUCAUAAUUGCAACUCCCGGAAGACUCAUGCAUCAUCUGUCUGAGAUUGAUGAUAUGUCCUUGCGGACUGUGGAAUAUGUGGUGUUUGAUGAAGCUGACUGUCUAUUUGGUAUGGGGUUUGCGGAACAGUUGCACAAAAUCCUUGCACAACUGAGUGAGAUCCGUCAGACCCUGCUCUUCAGUGCAACCCUGCCUAGUGCUCUUGCUGAGUUUGCUAAGGCUGGACUUCGAGACCCACAACUUGUUCGGCUUGAUUUGGAGACUAAGAUUAGCCCUGACCUGAAGCUUACCUUUUUCACCUUAAGGCAGGAAGAGAAGCAUGCUGCAUUGUUGUAUUUGAUCAGGGAGCAAAUUGGUUCUGAUCAGCAGACAUUGAUAUUUGUUUCCACAAAGCAUCAUGUGGAAUUCCUCAAUAUUCUCUUUAGAGAAGAGGGUAUUGAGCCAUCUGUAUGCUAUGGUGAUAUGGAUCAAGAUGCUCGUAAGAUUCAUAUAUCAAAAUUUAGGGCAAGAAAGACAAUGUUGCUAAUUGUUACAGAUGUUGCUGCGAGAGGCAUUGAUAUUCCAUUGCUUGAUAAUGUUGUCAACUGGGAUUUCCCUCCGAAACCUAAAAUUUUUGUCCAUAGAGUGGGGCGAGCUGCUCGAGCAGGUCGGACUGGUAUGGCGUUUUCCUUUGUCACAUCUGAGGAUAUGCCAUACCUCUUAGAUCUCCAUCUCUUCCUUUCAAAACCAAUUAGACCUGCUCCUACUGAGGAGGAUGUUCUUCAAGACAUGAAUGGAGUGUUAUCCAAAAUUGAUCAGGCAAUUGCAAAUGGUGAAACUGUCUAUGGGCGUUUUCCUCAGACCGUUCUAGAUCUUGUUUCAGACAAAGUCCGGGAAAUCAUUGAUUCAUGUACAGAACUAGCUACUUUGCAGAAGACCUGUAAUAAUGCAUUUCGCUUGUAUUCAAAGACAAAACCUUUACCAUCAAAGGAAUCCAUUAGAAGGGCGAAGGUUUUGCCCCGUGAGGGAUUGCAUCCAAUUUUCAAACAUUUAUUAGGUGGCAAUGAGCUAACAGCACUUGCCUUUUCUGAACGUUUGAAAUCUUUCAGACCAAAGCAGACUAUUUUGGAAGCUGAAGGUGAAGCUGCGAAAUCAAAGCAUCUACAAGGUCCUUCUAGUCAAUGGGUUGAUGUAAUGAAGAAGAAAAGAGCUGUCCAUGAAGAGAUCAUCAACAAAGUACAUCAGCAACGCUUUGUUGAUCAGGUGUCAAAGGAAGUCCAAUCAGAAAGUUCUGUUGCAAAGAAAAAAGAGAAGAAAGAAAUUUGUGGUUCUAAAAGAAAGGCAAAGAGCUUCAAGGAUGAAGAGUACUACAUAAGUUCAGUACCCACAAAUCAACAUUUGGAAGCAGGACUCUCGGUAAAAGCUAAGGAAGGCUUUGGCUCAAGUCGGUUGGAUGCUGCUGUGCUUGAUCUAGUUGCAGAUGAUAGUGUUGGUUUGCAGAAGCAAAAGUCUGUAUAUCAUUGGGAUAAGAGGAGUAAAAAGUACAUCAAACUGAACAAUGGCGAGCGUGUGACAGCCAGUGGGAAGGUAAAGACAGAGAGUGGUUCCAAAGUAAAAGCCAGCAAGACUGGGAUAUAUAAGAAGUGGAAGGAACGGUCUCACAAUAAGAUCUCUCUUAAAGGAACAAAUGCUGAAGGGACCCCAGGUUCAUCAGGGGAUCGCCAGAUGCACCAGGGAUUCAAUAGAAAGUUCAAAAGGGGCAGAGGGCAUUUCUCUGUGCCCAAUGUCCAUGUGCGUUCAGAACUUAAAGAUCCUGAACAAGUUAGGAAGGAAAGGCAGAAAAAGGCAAGUAAAAUCUCCAGUAGGAAGAACAAAACAUCAAAAGGAAAGAAGAUUGGCAAAAAAGGGAAAGGAAGAAAAUCAUAGUCGUAAGAGUUACGAUUGGGUUAAUCCUCAACAAAUUGAAGGCGCCAGCUGAGCCAGCUAGUAGUAAAGUCUUGCCGGGUGUAACGGGGACCUGGUAUGUAUCCCGUCUUCAUCAGGGUUUACAGGCGUUUUGGGAUUUUUGGGGGCAGGCCCUUCCAUUAUGUAAAGCCCAUUUGCCUAGCACACACCAAAUGACCAAAGAAAAAUCUCAUGAAUUUAGAGCACUUAAAUACAGGUUUCAAAGCGAGUGAAGGGGAAAAAUUUGAGUCGCAAAGACUGGCUCCGUUAAGAGACUGAAACUUUUGUGAUGCCUGUGCAGUUUUACAACAGACUUGUAAUUCAUUACGAGCCUUGAGUUCUCUGUUUCUUACUCUUCAAGGUUUAUUCAUUUGGUUCUUUUUAUUGUCCUUUGUUGGAAAACUUUUGAUGCAACUUUCCAGUGAACUUGUAAUUCUGAGUCAUUGUAGACUUGCUUAUAGUUCAUUUUUUACCCUUUUAACUCAAGUUCACCAUGUUCAUUGAUGUGAUGCAAGGUACAUUGACAUUGAAGUUAUUUUAUGUUCAUCCCCUUGGCCA
Nelumbo nucifera (sacred lotus) is the source of this 4499-nucleotide messenger RNA. Its product is annotated as putative DEAD-box ATP-dependent RNA helicase 29. Gene Ontology annotation, molecular function: ATP binding; RNA binding; RNA helicase activity. The record is from RefSeq and is a predicted model, not a curated record. Gene Ontology annotation, cellular component: cytosol; nucleus. NCBI's taxonomy places the organism in Eukaryota, Viridiplantae, Streptophyta, Magnoliopsida, Proteales, Nelumbonaceae.